UUAACACACUUGGCUCGCUUAUAUUUCCUUUCUUCCUACCUGUUUCAUUCCGACAAAGCUAAGAAAAAUGAACUGCAACGACCAUCAAGAGCAGCAGCAGUAUCAUUCGUACCCGUACCUCCUUCAACAAGCCUGCGAUUCAACUAUCAGCCUCCAAUCCACCUUUGAUAGUUAUUAUCACUCAGCUUCGUUAAGCGAGCCACACUGUCGAUCUCUAAAUCAAUACCAACGAGCUCUGGAUCCAAUUCCAGAAGACGAAGCAGAUGCCGUCGAGGCUCUACUCCAGCUUAGCUCGUCUUCUACUCCCUCAACAGAUUCUGGGGUUUCCGCAUUUUCUUCUUAUUUGCCGCUCUCUUGUUCCUCUGUGACUCUCAAUACUGCCACCACGGCUGGCUCGAGCACAACCAGUCUCAGCACAACCAUUAGUGCAACUACCGCUGAAUCGUCCAACAAGUGUCCAGUAGACCCUGCGCAAAACAGCACCAGCAACAGUGGCAGCAGCAGCAACAACAACAACAGCCGCCGUCGUCAAGUUAAAUCCUGGCAAAAGAAGAAGCCACGAUGGCAGGAUCCCGAGCGGUUGACAUUGUUCCGGGCCAUUGUUCGAGAGAAACAGUUGGAUGACAUGACCACUUUCCAUUGGGACAAAAUCGCCAAGGCUGUAGGGCGUGCUGGAAAAGCGUGUAAAGAUCAAUGGCGUCGAGAAAUCCUUCCCACCUUGACGAAAAAUAUCAAAUCAUGAUACAAUACCGAAAAGAGAGA
Messenger RNA from Zychaea mexicana, 762 nucleotides. RefSeq lists its product as uncharacterized. The record is from RefSeq and is a predicted model, not a curated record. The transcript has a single exon. Lineage: Eukaryota; Fungi; Mucoromycota; Mucoromycetes; Mucorales; Lichtheimiaceae. The coding region runs from base 68 to 742 and encodes 224 amino acids.